AUGGGCUGGAAUAAGAGGAAGUUCACCAACAUGGAUCGCAUGUUGGCAAAGAGAUAUGUGAAAAACGUCAAAAGACUGAAGGAGGAGACCAGCCUCCUUGAAGAAAAGCAGGCAGAGCUGGACAUCAACGACACUGUGCUUCAGGAGUGGACUGCUGAGGUUCAGGGUUCAGGGCAGAGCUGGACAUCAACGACACUGUGCUUCAGGAGUGGGCUGCUGAGGUUCAGGGCAGAGCUGGACAUCAACGACACUGUGCUUCAGGAGUGGGCUGCUGAGGUGCAGCAGUGGCCUGAAGCCACACUUCAGGAUAGUCAGACUGGGCAUCUCCAGAAGAAGAUUGAGGGGCUUUACCUCAGUGUGAAACAGAGGGAAUACUACCUCUACCGUUUGACAGACGGCAACAAGAGGAGGCAUCAGAUUCUGAGAAAAAUAGUUGAGGACAAAGCAGCCUUGACAACUGCCAUUGUUCAACUUCACGAGCAGCAGGCAGAGUUUAGGCUCCCCACAGUGGAUGAGCUGCUCAAUACUGACAACUUUGUGUGGCCAUGGCAGAGACUUGGCACCAGCAACAGCCAUCUUGCCAUCAAAAAGGCAAUCUUCGACAGACUGAUGUUGGUGAACAGACUGCAGGAGGAAGAGUGGAUCCUGGGGCAGGAGAUGAAGAGGCACUGGGGGAGCCUACAAAGAGCAAGGGGAACUCUGGAGGCACUGGGGCAGGAGAUGAAGAGGCACUGGGGGAGCCUACAAAGAGCAGCGGGAACUCUGGAGGCACUGGGGCAGGAGAUGAAGAGGCACUGGGGGAGCUUACAAAGAGCAGCGGGAACUCUGGAGGCACUGUCCCAACAGCUGCAAGAUCAGAAUGCCGUUCUAACUAACCUCCCUGACUCUGGACUUCACCACUGUCUCCACUGUUCUUACAGAGUUCCUAUACUUGCAUUCUGAAAUAUGAAAAAUAAAUGUUUUAUUUUA
Messenger RNA from Coregonus clupeaformis (lake whitefish), 969 nucleotides. RefSeq lists its product as uncharacterized. Lineage: Eukaryota; Metazoa; Chordata; Actinopteri; Salmoniformes; Salmonidae. The record is from RefSeq and is a predicted model, not a curated record. The coding region runs from base 1 to 942 and encodes 313 amino acids. The transcript has 7 exons.